Messenger RNA from Cladophialophora yegresii CBS 114405, 408 nucleotides. RefSeq lists its product as uncharacterized. NCBI's taxonomy places the organism in Eukaryota, Fungi, Ascomycota, Eurotiomycetes, Chaetothyriales, Herpotrichiellaceae. The record is from RefSeq and is a predicted model, not a curated record. The transcript has a single exon. Bases 1 to 408 code for a protein of 135 amino acids.
AUGCCCCGCCUCCCAAGCUCCCUUCUGAGGCCCCGUGUCCUGCCGACCACUGCGCUCCGACAACACCCCCGCCUCCUCUCAGUCACACGUCCGCUCUCCUCGUCCGAGGGAGGCCAACACUCCGAACCCUCCUCCACAGACGACAAGUCCAGCACCCGCGCCCAAGAUACGGGCCCCGGCUGGGGUGGUCGCCAGGGUCGUGACCACGCCGUCAAGAGACCGCCGUACGACGUGCAUGCCGAUACCGCCCAGGAAGGGAUGAAGGAACACGAGCAGGGCAAAGAGGGCAGCGACGCCAUCUCGCGCAAGGACGAGCGCAAGAACCAGCAGAAGGCCAAGGAGGAGUUUCCCGAGUCGCCGGUGGUGAUUGGCAUGAACGAGGAGAGAGGGUCGAAGGAUCACUUCUGA